Messenger RNA from Seriola dumerili (greater amberjack), 2396 nucleotides. It is a transcript of the gene zbtb22a, whose product is annotated as zinc finger and BTB domain-containing protein 22-like. Bases 176 to 2281 code for a protein of 701 amino acids. Gene Ontology annotation, molecular function: DNA-binding transcription factor activity, RNA polymerase II-specific; protein binding; RNA polymerase II cis-regulatory region sequence-specific DNA binding. Gene Ontology annotation, biological process: regulation of transcription by RNA polymerase II. The record is from RefSeq and is a predicted model, not a curated record. The transcript has 4 exons. NCBI's taxonomy places the organism in Eukaryota, Metazoa, Chordata, Actinopteri, Carangiformes, Carangidae.
CGGGCAAGCUGCUGUUAGCCUUUACUAGCUUAAUAUAUCAUUUUAUACACAAACAAGAGAUGGCGCUCUGUAUAUGGAGUUCACGAAUAAUAAUGUCCUACAAAUAGUCAGCGACGUCCCCUGAUAAGGUAAAAAAAAAUCCCGACGCACCGACAUAUCAAAGUUUCGUGUGACUAUGGACGCAACCUGCAGUGCUUCUGCGGCUCCGGCCGGUCUGACGGUCCAGGUGUGUUUCCCUGGUGCUCGAGCUGCUGUUCUGGACAAUCUCAACCGGCAGCGGGAGGAGGGCCGGCUGUGCGACCUCUCCAUCCAGGUGCAAGGUCAAGUGUUCAGGGCCCACCGGUGUGUGCUCGCUGCAUCCUCGCCAUACUUCCAUGACCAGGUGUUACUGAAGAAUGUCACGACUGUUUCCCUCCCCUCAGUCAUGGACCCGUUGGCCUUUGAGAGUGUCCUGAGUUCUGCCUACACAGGCCAACUGAGCAUUGUGCAUGAUGACAUUGUCAACUAUGUCACUGUAGCCAGUUUCCUUCAGAUGUGGCACAUUGUGGACAAAUGCACGGAGAUCUUGAAGAGACCCCGGCCCUCAGUAGAGGUCACCCCCGGAGAGGCGACUGCAGCCAACCAGGGCACUGCGUCAAGACAGCAGUCCCCGAGCAGCACCGACUGCUUAAAUCUGGAAAGGGAGGGAAGACGGAGGGAGAGGAAGCCCGACACCUUGCCUCCCUUAGCUACAUGGAGACGCCCGCAACAGUUCCCUAGGUGGGGGCGUCCACGUCCCUCAUCAGCCCAGCACUUAGCGGACACUCAGCUCGACGUGCUCCCCAGCUACACGGAGAGUGAUUACACCAGCUCUGAGGAGGCAUGGAUAUCAAGCCAUGCCAAAACUAGCCACUUUGCACAUGAUGGAUCCGGACACAAUAGCCGGCACCACGGGGGGUUCCCUAGUGGUGAGACAUUAAAGCAGAAAGUCAGGUUUCAGCAGAGGGGUACGACGCCGAAUGCUGAUAGACAGCUUGAUAAGAACAGAGGGAAUGGGGACAAUGAUGAGACACAUGAGAAGAGGAGGAACGAGAAGAGAGAGAUCGAGGCGGAUGAAGGAGUGGGAGAGGAGGCGGUGGAGAAGAAGGAAGGCUUCGCACAAAUGGGACACUGUGCAGACUUCCACCAAGUAUCAAAUGAGAAUGCGGAGGCCGGACAAGCCACAGGGAAGACGAGUGCCGAUGUGCUAAAGGAAAAAGUGCAGAGAGAUCUGGCAGGAAGUGAUCACUCCUCAGAUCUGCCCUCCGGCGUUCACGCCUGUCAAACAGGUGAGGGAGCUCUGGGCCCGUCCUGUCCGGUGUCAGCCCGGCAGCAGUGGCAGUCGGGCCCCUGGUCUCAGCAGGAGCAGAGGCCGCAGGAAGGAGAGGGCGGGAGCUGCAGUAAAGACGAGGAUGAGGAUGAGGAGGAAGAGGAUGUGGACUUUGAAUGUUUCACAGAGGGGACCUUCAGCAGAGACACGUAUGAUGAGAUUGAAGAUGGCACAGGACAGGUUUCCCAGAGGCCGUUGGUCCCUGUGUCUCCAGACUUCACAAUGGCGGGCUCCGAGGUGCACUGGCCCUCCACCAGUGUGGGACAGGCUGGCUCAUUGACCCCCACCUCCAGUCGCCACUUGUCCCCAUCCUCUGCUGCUUUCCCACCCGCCUCUUCACCCCCAACCCCGUCUUCGUCAUCCUCAGUCUCGCUCGCCGGCGCCCCCUACACGGGGAAAGUCCACUUUUGCCAUUGCGGCAAAGCCUACACCCUGAAGAGUAUGCGAGACCGUCACGUGAAGAUGCAGCACCUCAACCUGCGGCCGUUCGGCUGUCCUGUUUGCACAAAGUCUUUCAAGAUGAAGCACCAUCUAACCAAGCACCUUAAAACCCACGGGGGGCUGCGGCCCUACGAGUGCGGCCUGUGUGGGAAGAAAGUCAUUUGGAGGGACAGUUUCCUCAGGCAUCAGGCACGGUGUGAAAGACUUGCUUCCAGCUCCUCAGCUAACAGCAACAACACUAACACAGCAGCAGCAGGAGAUAUGGACGACAGCUUCAGUUAUGGAUUUGACGAAGGGGAAGCUUUUCUAGCAACAGGAGGACAGGUGAAGGUGGAGGAGGUGGAUUUUCAUGGGGAGAUGGAGGAUGGGAUGAGGGGGCUGUUGGGAAGCGUUUCUGGGAUUGUGGAUGAACUCAGAUCACAGUCACAAAAUUUGGACAGUGGCAGUCAUGUUUUUAAAGAGGAGGCGAGUGAAAGCUUUAGUGGAAAUUAAAUAUUAAAGUGAUAGUUGGGGUCAUUUGGUGUGGGGUUGUAUGAUGUAGACAUUUAUAGUCAGUCUUACCUGCAGUAGAUUGAGUUUAGAGGAGCAGAGCGAUGUGCUGCUGUGA